AUGACGCCCGAUGUCGCAGUCCCCCGCAGCGAGCUCGGCGUGCAGAUGCUUUCGCGCGAGCUGCACUGCCAGAUCUUCAAAAAAGGCAUCUUUCCCCACCCCGGACCCUGCCUACGGCGAGGGGAUGCGGAGCUCGGGACCUCUGGUAAGCGCUGGGAGGUCCUCACCUCGGCGAACGCGUUCGCGGACGUCGCGCAUCUCCAUUGCGGGAUCGAGAUGGACAAGGAGGUCCGCAACGACUUUAUGACGCCCACGACGUGGGAGAGUUUGGAGUAUUCUCCUAUACGCUCGAGCUUCCUCACGGUCAACGAGUCCUGGAAAGAGUACCCUGAAAGCGCCGAGCGCAAGUACAAGGAGCUCGAGGAUCACCAGAUUUCGGACUCCGUGCCGAAUGUGGGCGGUGAGGAUAGACGUUUCUACGAAAGUGCCCGCUUGGUACCGCCGGAUCCUGAAGGAGGGUCCCUGUCCUCGUCCGUCAUCAACAGCACCCUCCCCCUCCUCCUGAAAGUACCCUCCGACGGCCACCCACUGCGCCGAGACAAAACUAUCGGAUGGCACCAUGUGGCCGACGGCGAUCAGGCCCGCCUGACCACGGGGUUUUCGAAAAAGGUCCUGACAUCGCUCAACAGGGAUCACGGCGCGCGCGCGUUUGGCGUGCCCCGAAAACUGGACUCUGCGGAUGAUCGGCUGGCCCUGGCGAUCUCGUUGUGCAGGGAGACUCUUCUGGUCAACCGAAGCCCCUCCAAGAAGGUCAAGAAGGUCCCGGCUGCAAAGCCUACCCCAGUCUACUGGCCUGCGUUGUACUGGGGCUUGACCAAGCCAAAGAGAGACUUGCGCCCGGGCACGAUCGACCUCUCGGUGCGCACCCGCAUCGCGUUGCGCUUGCUCCGCCUUUCGUGGCUUGGCUGCCCGCUCUUCAACUCGCGGGAGCCCGGCUGGACGUUCCGCGUCCCCCGCGCCUCCGAGCUCAACUUUUACCAGCCCAACGACGAGCAUCUCAAAGGGAUUAGCGAGGGCGGCGGGUUUGUCUUUGAAAAGCUCCCGCACAAGGUCGGCGAAAAUAUGGUCACUAUGGGCACUGGCGAUCUGCAUUCCAAGACCGCGAGCGUCUUGGGGAUCUCGCGCGAUCAGGCGAAAGUGUUCGAUUACUCGCGGAUCUACGGGGCUGGCAUGCGGCACGCGGUGCUGCUUCUUAUGCAGACGAAUGAGGGAAUGCUGCCGGAGCAGGCACAAGCCCUCGCGGAGCGUAUCUCUGCCCAGACCAAAGGGAAGAAUACUCAUCGGCAAGCUCUGUUUGGUCGGAAGUUCUGGUAUGGCGGCACCGAGAGUUCCGUGUUCAACAAGCUCGAAGAGAUCGCGCUGUCCGACUCAACCCGAACCCCCGCGCUAGGCUGCGGUAUCACGCCUCCGCCAAAAGCCACACCUCUUCGCAGCAGCCGUCGCCUACCCCGUCUGUUGGUCCUUUGA
This is a messenger RNA of Gloeophyllum trabeum ATCC 11539, 1467 nucleotides long. RefSeq lists its product as uncharacterized. NCBI's taxonomy places the organism in Eukaryota, Fungi, Basidiomycota, Agaricomycetes, Gloeophyllales, Gloeophyllaceae. Gene Ontology annotation, molecular function: 3'-5' exonuclease activity; DNA-directed DNA polymerase activity; DNA binding. Gene Ontology annotation, biological process: mitochondrial DNA replication. The record is from RefSeq and is a predicted model, not a curated record. The coding region runs from base 1 to 1467 and encodes 488 amino acids. The transcript is spliced from 7 exons. Gene Ontology annotation, cellular component: mitochondrion; gamma DNA polymerase complex.